Messenger RNA from Exserohilum turcica Et28A, 1461 nucleotides. RefSeq lists its product as uncharacterized. Gene Ontology annotation, biological process: biosynthetic process. Gene Ontology annotation, molecular function: pyridoxal phosphate binding. The transcript has 2 exons. The coding region runs from base 1 to 1461 and encodes 486 amino acids. The record is from RefSeq and is a predicted model, not a curated record. NCBI's taxonomy places the organism in Eukaryota, Fungi, Ascomycota, Dothideomycetes, Pleosporales, Pleosporaceae.
AUGUCCGAGGCAACGCAAGAUUUAGGAGCCCAGUGGAGAGAAGAGUGGGCCGUUGCCCAAAAGGUCAAGGGACCCAGCAUGAAGAACGAUUCCGUCUUCUACCGCAACAUUGAAGAAGAACUCGACAUCUCCCGCAAAUCUGGUCUUUGCUUCCCAAUCCACCUUCCCAGUCACGUUACCGACUUUUCCACCUGCGAUGUUCUUGGCAUGGGCCACACGGGCGCUCUCAGGGAGGAGUUCCUGAAAGAGCUCGAGGCCAACCCCGGAUUCUACAUGGGUGCAGGUGGAUCUCGUCUUUUGGAUGGAACGACAAAAUACCAGGACUCGUUUGAGAAGGAGCUCGCCCAGCUCAUGGGUGUCGAGUCGGCCCUUGUCGUCCACUCUGGAUGGACCGCUAACCAGGCUAUCUUCUCCACCGUCCCACGCUCUGGCGACGUGCUCGUCUACGAUGAGCUGAUGCACGCGACGGCACUUUCCGGCAUGAAGAUCAGCUUGGCGCUGGACCAGAGGCCCUUCCGCCACAACGACGUCGAGCACUUCAUCGAAGUCAUGGAGGCUGUCAAGGAAUCUACUCCUCUCGUCAAGGCCGGCAAGCGAUGCGUCAUCGUCGGUGUUGAGAGCUGGUACAGCAUGGAUGGCGACAUCUGCCCUCUCCGCGAGCUUAUCGAUGCUGCCAAGGAGAUCUUUCCCCACGGUAACGCUCAAUUCGUUGUCGACGAGGCCCACAGCUUCGGUGUCUGCGGCUCCGAGGGCACGGGUUUUGUCAGGGAGCAAGGUCUUAACGACGAAGUGGCCAUCACCAUGGUGACCUUUACCAAGGCUCUUUCCGGAGCCCGUGAAUACCUGCACGACCUCACCCUGUUCUACCUGGACACACUCACCUCGCACCCCGUCUACAAGAAGGCGUACAAGAAGGGCAUGGUCGACAUGCCUGUCCACGAGGACGGCGCCUGGCACGAGACACCCAUCACGCACAUUGUGCCUCUGUGGACGCGCCGUCCCCGCCACGCCCUCUACCUCGCCUUCCACCUCACCAGGGACGGCUUCAACGGCUGCUACAUUGUGUUCCCGAUUGUGGCCAAGGGCGAGGACCGCGUGCGCCUCUUUUUGCACGCCCACAACACCAAGGAGGACGUCAAGAACCUGAUCCAGUCCAUGGUCACCUGGAUUCAGGAGAUGCUGGACAUCGAGGCCAGCGGUGACAAGAACAAGCUUCCCACCGCCGCCCGUCUUGCUUUCGAUAUUAUUGAAAAGGAUAAGCAGAUUGCCAAUGGUGCCGCCCCGGUUACCAGCGCUGUUGCUACCACUGCUGCUACCACUGUCACUAGCACUGUUGCUGUUAAGAGCACUGAUGAGGUUAGCAAGGAGAGUGGCAGCCUCAGCCUCCUGAACAGCAUUAGCUCUCUGAAGCUUGGUCUCAAUGGCUUGGGCCGUAUGGAGAUGCCUUCUCGCCUCAUUUAG